Messenger RNA from Pseudomassariella vexata, 369 nucleotides. RefSeq lists its product as uncharacterized. NCBI's taxonomy places the organism in Eukaryota, Fungi, Ascomycota, Sordariomycetes, Amphisphaeriales, Pseudomassariaceae. Bases 99 to 320 code for a protein of 73 amino acids. The transcript is spliced from 3 exons. The record is from RefSeq and is a predicted model, not a curated record.
GCAGGCUCUAGCUUGUGGCUGUCCAACGGGCCUUCGAACGUGAAAACGGCAAACCAGACCAAUACGUCCAGGAUGUCUUUCAAAACUCGACGAACUUCAUGAUUAUUUGUUUCAAUUACGAACAGUUUAAUCUAUUCAAGUCACUACAAGCUUGUAUUAUAGAUAUGAACUAUAAGCAUCAGAUCGACCGCCAAGAUCGACAGGUUAUUUGGGCCGUGUAUGAUAAGGGAAUCCGCAGGAAUGUUGCUCUGGUUCGAGUAAUAACAAACUCUGAUUCGAUAAAGAUGUAUCAUUGUUUCAUCAGGUCUUUCGAAUUAUGAGGGAAAAGUUUAACUACGAGAUCUCUUGGGCAUUCGAUCAAAAGCCAGG